Drosophila suzukii is the source of this 2027-nucleotide messenger RNA. RefSeq lists its product as uncharacterized. NCBI's taxonomy places the organism in Eukaryota, Metazoa, Arthropoda, Insecta, Diptera, Drosophilidae. The record is from RefSeq and is a predicted model, not a curated record.
AGUGGCAGAGGAGGAGCAGCGACGGCAUGGAAUUGGAAUUGGUGGGACCGGAGCUGCUGCUGCCGGCGCUGCCAACGUCGACGUCGCGUCAGUUGGUGCGCAGGCGCAGUGUCCGCGAAGCGUUGACCGCCAGGAGUCAGCGGUACAGGAGUGCCGCCCAAGCAGCGAGCCCCGCUCCCGUCUCGGCCCCCACUUCCGCAGCGAAGAGGAACCGACUUCCGCCCCCCGGCACCGGAAACAUCGCCAGGGUGCAGCCCAGCAGUAAUACCACCUCAAGGAUCCGGCGGGAUCGGGAGGCCCAACGGGUGCCAGUGCCCAGGCCACCGCGGCAAAUACUCUCUGCCAGGGCCCUUGGCAUCUCUAAUCCUUAUAAGGAUGACCAGCCCGCCAAGGAGCGACGAUCGGUGACCCAGCGGAGUCGUCGUCCGGAGGUCAAGACCCGGAAUCAGCCCCAUCCAACACCGGCCACCGCCCGACCUUUCAUCGGCGGGAAGUACACUCAGCCGCAGCCACCACCCACUCUCCGAAAAGCUGCCCCCCCUGCAGCGACUCGCAGGACCCGCCCAUGCCUGCGAACCGUCCGCGCCAAGGUCGACUCGUACCUGUGCCCCCACCUCUCCAGGUCACCAAGCCCACCCCCUCAGCCCGCUCGAUCCGCUCAGCCCAUGAAGAAGAAAUCCAUGGCGGAGGCCCAUCAGCAGUUGGAGCUGCUGCUCUCGCGGAUCGAGCGGUCCGGCGACUAUCAGCCACCCCCUCCGCCCGCUGACCUGGCCAGGAGAAGGGGCGGGACCAAGGUCGCCAAGGGGGCGAGCCGCCAGAUGGCGCAACCACCACCAGUGCCAGCUGGUUCUCCAAUGCUUAGCGCACGGAGGAACUACAGUGGGUCAAGAUCUUAUUCGAGGAUCGCCACGGAAUCGCUGGAGCAGCAGGACGGCGAUCACCUGCCCCAUGUCGUACCGCUCGUCCAGAAUCCGCAGUGUCUGCCGCCGGAGAAGCGGGAUGCGCUGCUGGAGCUUCUGCAGCGAGCCGGGCAGCACGACAAGGGCAUCGUGGACAUUGUGGGCAGCUCCACCGGAGAUCCCUCCCGAGACACCAUGCUCAUGCUGCUCCAGAUGCUACCCCUCAGCCUGGACGAGUCCCCUUACAAGGAGAAGUUCUGGGAGGGACAUCACUAUCUGAAGGAGCGUCAAAAGCUGCGCCAGAAACUCCCUCCCGGUGACGAGCGCCUCAAGGAGGUGAAGGUCCUGCGAGGCCCCGAUGGCCGGAUGUUCUUCUCCCGCACUCUGGAGGAGGAGCUGAAGGACGAGAAGAAGGUGCUGGAUUUCAUGGAGGCGGAGCUUCGAAAGCAGGGACCAGGACGGAAUGAGCCAGGCGGGAAUUUACUGGGGCAAUCCUUGGAUUAUCAUCCGCUGAAUGAGCGGCAGGAGCAGGCGUUACGGGAGCGAAUGGAGCUGGAGCGGGAAAAGCAGCUGGUUAUCAACUGUCGGGAGCAGCGACGCCAGAAAGAUCAGCUAAAGGAGCAGAAUAGUUCAUGGGGUGCUGGAGGAGCUCCUUCCGUGGAGCAACCCUCUCAUCUUCGAGAGAUUCAAUCCGAGAAUCCCAAUUCCACUACACCCGCUGAUCCGUGGAAGCAGAUCCUCCAGGAUCGGAACCGCUUUCAAGCCCACUGCAAUCUCAGCUGUUUCUACAACAAUUCUCGCAGCUCAGCACCUUGGAAAAUAUAUGCCAAAGUGGCCAGCAAGCUCAGUUCGCAGCUUAUCGAAAGUGUGGACGUUGAAUUUCAUCGCAGCGUGGCUAAUUAUAUCAAAGACUUUGUAGCCUACAAAUGCAACACCAAAUAGGUACACCUAGCAUCAGCGACUUUCCUCAUCACUGCCCAACUUAUCACAUUUUACAGAAGUGGACCCAGAGUUUUUACAAUUUACUACUCUUUCAUUGUAGCUUUAAAGCUAUAUUUAUCCUGCCACAAAUUGACAAAUUGUAAGUGUAGUACAAAUUGAAUAUUUAAAAAAUUGUAUAGAAAAAAA